UGGUCGUCAUUCAGCAGUGACCACGCUGAAGGUUCUCUUACCAAAAUGGAUAUACUAUCAGCAGCCCUAGAUGAAUCGGGUAUAACAGGAGAAGAGGGAUUUGAUUUUGACUUUUCCACACCACCUAGUGUACAACCUUCACAAACUGUGCCCGCUCAGCAAACAUUCGUAAGCACCCAGGCUCCUCUCGUAAAUGGCCAGGGUCAGCCUGUGUUCUCCAAUGCCUUAAAGCAGCUAGCAGCACAAAAUGACAUACCCAUGCCUGCGGUGACCACACAGUUCCAACAGUUUGUGCAGCAAAGCAGGAUCGUAACUGUGCCGUCCAAUGUUGCUCCACCAAACUCACCUGCAGCUAAUGUCAUCCAGCGGUCAGCUUCAAGCCCAUCAGUGAUAAGACUUCCUAAUGGACAGUUACAACAGGUUGUCCCAAACAUUUCGGCAGCAUCAGGCCUGUCAACAAACACACCAGCAGGCAAAAAGAUUAUCACAGUGAAACGAGUCGGUCCAAAUGGAAGCAUAACCCAGAGUCGGUCUUUCACCAUCAGUGCCGAUGCAGCUAAAGGAUUAACUGGCUCGCAAAAGAUUAUUGUUCAGAAAUCAAACGGUGGUACUCAGGUUGUUAGAACAGGGUCCCCUGCUCCAAAUGUGAUUAAACAAACAAUUCCUGGACAUAUUUUGCAACAAACCCGGACACAAGUUAGUAGUCCGUCUUUAUUGCAGACAUUUAAGACAGAGCCAUAUGUGAAAACUGAGCCAGAUGUGACUUACAUCAAAACUGAGCCAGCGGCCACAACAAGCUCUUAUGAAAACCAGUUCAUGCAGUUUACUCAGUCCAGGCAACCCAAUAAUGCAAAGAUUACAGUAAAGCCUGAACCUCUUCGUGUGGAUUACCAAAACAUUUUAAAAACUCAGCCCCAUGUUAUGCAGAUUACAAAACCUCUUUCGACAACAGUGGGCGGUGUUGUCACUCGUACUCUUCCCCAGACAGGGAGACUGGUUUCUAGUCAGUCUGUGUUAAACGCAGGCAGUCCAAGCAUUCGGGUGAUACAGAGGCCAUUCCAAAAUAGUCCUGGGCCGGGACCUCCACAGCUUCAACACAGUAUUUCUGUGCCAACCAACAUGUCAACAUACAGUAAUAUCUCAAACUUUCCACAUAGUUUGUUGAACGAGAGAAACACAGACUCUCCGCCUCUGAUAAUAUCAAGGCAGCCGGGACUUGGUGCAAGUAAAAUGGUGCUUAACAAUCCUUCGUUCGUGAAUGGAUUACCACUAAAUGAACCAUUUGGGAUAUCCUCUCUGUCAGCGAUGCAGCAAAGUGUACACAAUAUUGCAUCUGUAAAAAUGACUGGAAAAGACUUGUCUAGAAUGUGGUCACAGCAGGAUAUGAGAUUAAAAACCUUUACAACAAAUAUGAACUCACAUCAUCGAACGGCGGUUCCGGGCGGCGCAGGUAGUGUGGUGGAGGAGGAGGAAGAAGGGGAAGAUGUUGAGGGGCUGGGAAAGGCAGAGACAUACAAUGAGUACAUGCCCGCUAAAUUAAAACUAGGAAUAAAGCAUCCAGACCCUGUGGUAGAAACCAGUUCCAUGUCAAGUAUCGAACCCCCUGAUAUUUUCUACCGAGUCUCGAUUCCGGAAAGCACAAUUGACUAUGGGGAAUUGUCAGCUCUUCAGCUUGAGUCGAUCACGUAUGCCUCACAGAGACACAGUAUUACACUGCCCAGUGGGGAAAAGGCUGGUUUCCUGAUUGGCGAUGGAGCAGGUGUUGGCAAGGGGCGUACGCUGGCUGGAAUCAUCUUUGAAAAUUACCUAUUGGGAAGGAAGAGAGCUAUAUGGCUGAGUGUUUCCAAUGAUUUGAGGGUUGAUGCUGAGAGAGACCUGAGGGAUAUUGGUGCAAGCAAGAUCGAUGUUCACGCUCUCAAUAAGUUCAAGUAUGCCAAGAUCUCUGGUAAGGAAAAUGGCAGUGUUAAGAAGGGGGUGAUAUUUGCCACCUACUCGUCACUCAUCGGAGAAAGCCAUUCCACGGGGAAGUACAGAACAAGGUUCAAACAGCUCAUCAAGUGGUGUGGGAAAGACUUUGAUGGUGUGAUUGUAUUUGACGAGUGUCACAAAGCCAAGAACCUGUGUCCAGUGGGUUCUAGCAAACCAACAAAGACCGGCCAGACAGUACUGGAACUACAGAAGAGAUUACCCAUGGCCCGCGUGGUAUAUGCUAGUGCUACAGGGGCGUCCGAGCCCAAGAAUAUGGCGUAUAUGACCCGAUUGGGACUUUGGGGGCCUGGCACCCCGUUUCCAGAGUUUAACGACUUCAUUCAGGCUGUAGAAAAAAGAGGUGUGGGUGCCAUGGAGCUUGUUGCCAUGGACAUGAAGCUGCGUGGCAUGUACAUUGCUAGGCAACUGAGCUUUAAGGGCGUCACAUUCAAGAUCGAGGAAAUCCCCAUUGACAAAGAGUUUAUGAAGAUGUACAACGAGGCUGUACAAUUGUGGCAGGAUGCACGGGAAAUGUUUCAAGAAGCUGCUGACCUUGUUGGCGCCCAGCACAAGCUACGCAAGAGCAUGUGGGGUCAGUUCUGGUCAGCACACCAACGAUUCUUCAAAUAUCUGUGUAUCUCAGCCAAGGUUCCACACUGUGUUCGGCUGGCCAGGGAGGCAAUACGGGAUGGCAAGUGUGUGGUGAUUGGCCUACAGUCCACUGGGGAGGCUCGUACCCUGGAACAGCUGGAAGAGAUGGGAGGAGAACUCAACGACUUUGUCUCCACUGCCAAGGGUGUGGUUCAGACUGUCAUUGAGAAACAUUUCCCUGCUCCGGAUCAGCGCAAGUUCUUUGAUGCCUUUGGUCUCGGAAACAAUGUCUACAACAAUGAGGAUAGCAACUCUUCCACCAAUGGCCUGAAGAGAAAAAGAGAAUCUCUAGUUGGAAACCAAGCAAAGAAGUCUAAAGGUGAGAGCGAGUCUGAUUCCUCUUCAGACAGCGAGGAGAGCGACUUUGACCUUGGCCUAAGUGAUACCUCAGACGACGAUGAUGAUGAUGAUGAAUCUGAUGAUAAUGAUAACUUUAAUCCAUUUGGGAAUGGCUCGGAUAGUGAUGAGGAUCCUUGGUUAAAGAAAGCCAACAAGAAAGCAAAGGUGAAGCAAAUAAAGAAAGAAAAGAAGAAAAAGGAGAAAAAGAAAAAAGAGAAGAAAGAAAAAAAGAAGAGUAAAAAUGAAGAUGAGGAGUUUACAAGUCAGUUAGCGGCCGCGGGGCUGUUGAAGGGUGGCAGUAAUUCGGGGGCUGAUGGGCCAGGAAACACGGCAGGUGGAGAUUCAAUAGAGAAGGCAUUCCAAAUGAAGCGGGAGUUACUAGAGCGUGUAGAACUACUGGGAGACAGAUUGCCAGCUAACACACUGGAUCAGCUCAUUGACGAUCUCGGAGGGGUGGAUAAUGUCGCAGAGAUGACGGGCAGGAAGGGACGUGUAGUGUGUACGGAUGAAGGUAUCAGCUACGAGUCCCGCAGUGAGAACGACGUACCACUAGAAAUACUCAACCUCACAGAGAAACAGAGAUUCAUGGACGGAGAAAAGAAUAUUGCAAUUAUAUCCGAGGCAGCUAGCUCCGGUAUUUCCCUGCAAGCAGACAGAAGAGUGAUCAACCAGCGAAGACGUGUUCACAUCACUCUGGAGCUGCCCUGGAGUGCUGACAGGGCCAUCCAGCAGUUUGGUCGAACCCAUCGAUCCAACCAGGUGUCAGCCCCGGAGUACAUGUUCCUGAUAUCAGAACUAGCGGGAGAACAGAGGUUUGCCUCCACUGUUGCAAAACGCCUUGAGAGCCUGGGAGCUCUGACCCAUGGUGACAGGAGAGCCACUGAAUCAAGAGAUUUAAGCAGAUUUAACUUUGAUAACAAGUAUGGUAAACUUGCUUUGGAGUCUGUGAUGAAGACAGUGUGUGGAUUUGAGUCUCGGUUUGUGAAUCUGCCAGUGUAUGAACUUGGAAACUUCUUUGAAGAUUGCCAGCAGGCGUUUGUUGGUGUUGGGAUGAUUACGAAGGAGAGUCGAGAUGCCAUCCCCAUGCUGGAUAAAGAUUACAAUAACAUAAGCAAGUUCCUGAAUCGGCUACUGGGAGUUGAGGUGACCUUGCAGAACGCCCUUUUCAAGUACUUCUCAAGCACCCUCACCACCGUCAUUCUUGAGGCCAAAAAAAGUGGGCGCUGGGACAUGGGCAUCAUGGACCUGGGCAGUGGUGGAGAAAGCGUGAAGAAGUUGGAGACGAAGGUGUUUGUAGGCAAUACAGCGACCAACACUGCAAAGACAGAGCUUGUUACCGUGAGCGUUGAGCGCGGUAUGUCAUUCCCAUCAGCAUUUGACAUCUGGAAGAAAUACACUGGUGUCAACGAUGGAUUCUACAUCUCCUUGCAGGAUCGGUCGAUACGUCGGUUUGCCAUUGUGGCCGCAUACCAAGGCUCCUAUAACAAGAAGAAAGAGAAGCUGUUUACUGUCUACCGGCCCAACACCGGUCUACAGCCUAAACAAGAAACUCUCGAGGAGAUUAAGAAGAAAUACAAGAAGGUGUUGCCAGAGGAGGCCCAGAGAUACUGGGAGGAGCAGUACAACAUGUCGGCCAACACCUGCAGUCACGCCUACUGGCGUGGUCAGUGUAAGAAGAUCAGUCUGGGCUUGCCUUGUGAGGUGGGUCUACGUACCCGCACCUACUACGUGCUGAGUGGCUCCGUGUUGAGUGUCUGGAACAAGGUGGAGAGUGUGCUAGCCUCCCUUCCUUCAACAAUGCAGACAAAGAUGCAGAUCAUACGACUGCGAACUGAUGAUAACCAGAGGAUUGUUGGGAGUUUGAUCCCGAGCAAUGCAGUUCAGCCACUAUCGAACGUGUUGGGCCAAUCCUGCAGUAAAACUUACACUGAAAAGCACUCCGGCAGCGCAAAACCUACAUUGAAAGAGGAAGCGGCAGCCUCUGACAAUAUCGAUGCCCCACCUAGUCAGCAGCAUUCUACACCCCAAACACCUCAGGCGGUCUACAGUAUGCCGGUGUUUGUGUGAACAGUUUGUCGGUGUUUGCGUGAACAGUGUGCCGGUGUCUGUGUGCACAUAAGGGGUAUUUAGAGGAUUACCUUAAGACACUCAAAGUCUGGUGUUUUUGCUUCCAUGUACGUGAAUACUGUCCUUUUAUAGAGGACAAGGACAACAGCAGACAAGUUUCCAUAAAGGUUGUGUAAAUGUAUGGAAUAGGAGAAGGUUUAGUUUUGUUGGGUUAAAGUCGUGUUACCGAAACAUGUAAGCCUAAGGAAGGAAAAUCUACUGUUAUUUUGUAAACAUAUGGAUUCCAAACGUACUUGUUUGUUGUUCAGCACUAUUAUACACUUUGCCAAUGAAUAUAUCUUAACCGCAAGCUUUUGUCAUGUAUUAAAAUUUAACAAUUCAUAUCUGUCCAUUCAUUGUACAAUCACAUCUUUGUAAGCAAAGCUAUAUCCAUAGAGGAAUUUUUGAUGGAAAAUUUUAUAAAAUGGAAUUAUGGAAUUUUCAUAAAAUAGGAUGUGUUUUUGUCAAUCUGCUGACUGUGCCAAGGGUCGUCAUUGAAAAUGCUUUUGUCUUUUUCCCCAGGUGUUUCUGCCAAUUUGUUAUUAAAUUUGAAAGUUUCAAAGUCUAUCAAUUGAAAGUGUCAUUGUUUUCAUUUAUAAGAUAUAAAUAUGCAAGUACACAAUAUACCGUAAAUGACUGGUUAUAAGACGAUAGGGGGUAUUAGACGCAGGGAAAAAAAUCUGUGAAAAGUCGGAGAAAAAACCUUUUAAUCUAUGUGUUGGUUAAAAGACGCAUAGAAAAUAUGUCAAAAACGUCUGUCAAUUUCGGCCACCAUGUUUGUUGACAGUGACGAAAAAUAUUUUACCCUUAUGUUGUGUGGGUUUGUUCUCAAAAUGUCAACACCUACAGAAAAGAAUAAAGUUCGCGUAAAUGUGUGAAAAAAACAAGACCAUUAUUGCAUCAAUUUGUAGUAUUGGUAUGUUAAACAGAACAAAAGGCAAUGCGAGUUUUUCACACCUUAUCAUACAACUGACAAAAAAUAUUUUGACAGUGCCCAACUUUGCUUUCUUAUAUGCAAGUUUAAUUAUUGUUCAAUUCAAUUUAUUAUUAAAAAUAAUAUUGAAUAACUUAUUUAAUCGAAAAAUCUUUUUGUUAAAAUUAUAAACGUCUUACGAUAUACCGUAUCCCGAUCUUUAACUGCCGUUUUAACCCAUAUAUAAUCGAUCAAUAUGACGCGAGUAACAUCCCUUUCUACAUAAAUCUAAACAAACUCUCGGCUUGAAAUCGACCUCAGAAAAAAAGUUCAACAAAUUGUUACUGGGUAUUAUACGCAGGCACUUUUUUGCAUCGGAAUCUGAGGGAAAAAAGCGCGUCUAAUACCCAGUCAUUUACGGUAAUAGGUUCUGUCAACAUUCACAGUGUCCGACAAGCCCAUGGGUAAUAUGUUUUCUGGGCUCUCCUUAAUUCUGGAUCUUAUAUAGGUGUGGCCAUAUUCAUAAAACAUCUUAAGUCAUUUCCUAACUUUCUUCAGGAAGUAUCUCACUGGUCAUAAGAUAUAUUCACUUAAUUGUAUCUUAAGUUCUUUAUUUUCAUUAAAUUUAUGUAAUAUACGCAGUUUUAUGUUGAAAACACUUGUUCAUUUCUCAAAAUUUGACUGUAACAUUUAAGAAAACUGCCUUAAGUUAAUAAAUGACUUAAGAUGUUUUAAGAAUAUCCACUCAGGGCUUGUUGAAAUGGCUUGCUCAUUUAAAAGUUUAACUUCAAUGACUGCAACAGCAGACUUGACAUACUAUUAUCAAAUUUGGUAUUCAGUCUUAACUUGGUACCAUAUUUUUUGACAAAUAAGUAUUGCAAGCACAUCUGAAUAAAUUGGUUCCAAUGUUAACAAUAUUUUUUUUAAAAUGGCAAUACAAUUUAAAACAUUCCUGUUGUUAAAUCAGCAUUUCAUUUACCGAAGUUAAGAAGUUUAUAUAUUUGUAUAAUUUUUGGUAAAGUUUUAAAGCAUGAAUUGACAUAGAAUUUUGGUCAAAUUUUCAUUUUAAUUGCUUGAUCAUGGUUGUUUGUGAAAGACUGCAAUGAAAAUAAUCAUACUUCAUUUGAUUGUCUACCCAGUUUUAAUCAUCUCUAGCGUUAAGUGGUUGCAAGGUAAAUAGAGUUUGCCAAUGUUAAAGCUGCAGUCCACACAGAUUGACCGAUAAACCUUUUUUUAUUUUUUGGUCUCAGAAUCAGCUGAUUUGGCAUCAAUCCCUUCAAUACAGUCAUAUAAGUUGACUCAGAACAGAACAAAUCCCAAUUGUUUGGUAAACUGCCAAAUAUUUCAUUUUUCUUAAAGUGUUAGUAACGCUUUUAGCCAUAAAACAUCAAUUUUUGAAUGUAAACAUGAAAAAUCUGCGAUCUGAUUUUUUGUCAGCUGUCUUAUGGCACUAGUUUAAGACAUUAAGGCAAAUAUUGCAUUGGCUCAUUCCAAGACAAAAAAAUGAGAAAAGUUGUCAAAACGGUCAAUGUGUGAGAGAGCAGCUGUAAUGUAAUUCCAUAUACUAUGUGAUAUUUGAAUCCCUUGAACAUGUAUCCUUGCCUUUUCGUAUUAUACUACUUAAACACCAUGUGCUGUAUAUACAUGUAUAUUAGAUCUCUAUUGUAUAUUUUCCUUUAGCUUGCUACGGUGACAAAAUUUGUAUAUGCUUAGAUAACCAUCUGUAUUAUAACGACUGGCUGUGAAUGAUUUGUUUUGAGAUACAUUGUACAUGUUGUAAUUGCACAUUAUUGAUAAUAAGUUAACUCUAUCGUAAACAUGUAUAUAUGUUGCAAUGUAUAUAGAGUGAAGACGAAUGGGAAAAGUGACGUCAUGUAAUACAUUGUAAAGUGUCGAAUAGCAACUAUUGGUGUAAUUUUUGUAGAAUUAUAGAUUUUCAUGUGGGUACCCUCAUAUAAGAAUUAAAACAAAAUCAUGCAUGUAAAGUUACUCAAAAUUACAUGUAAUCAUUAGUAUAGCUAUUAUUAGUUGUUUUUUUCCUUUAAAAAAAAAGAGUUAUUGUCAUAGCCGUGGUGUCAUCGGCGUUGUCCUAGUGUAAAUGGUUUAAUAUUGGUACAUAACUUUGGCUUUAAUAAUUGUUAAGUUAUAGCCCUUGUUGCAGAAGAGUGUGUGCGUUUCACUCACUCAUCUUAUUAUUCAAUUGACAAAGUAAGAUGAACAUAUAUUGUCUUUCAAGACUUGAAUAGUUUUAAAUACACCUUAAAUACAAAUGCUUAUUUUUCUUUGUGCAGAAAUAUAUAUUACAGACUAUACAACACCACAAGUACUUAACAAACACUUACAUUGAGGAAAGAAUGUAUGAAGCUAUAAAUAUUGCCUUAAAGGCUCUUUGUGUAAGUUGGGUUUCUACCGAUGUCUUUCAGAAUAUCAAAAUAAAUCUUGUAACCUGAAUGCUUGCUCCUAAGAAUGCCUGUGUUAAAACGUGAUUGAUGUUAAAAUCUUAGAUUUUAAUUUUGUUUUUCUUCAGUUUCAUAAAUAUGUUCGCCUAUAUUGUUAAUAUAUGUCACUGCAUACCAUUUUUGUGUCUUACAGUUGAUGAAUUUAUUAAUAAAAAUAUGUCAAGAAAAAGGUAUUACAUAGAAAAAAAUAUGUUAUGUUUGUAAAUGUUUAAAGUAUUAUUCCAUGUGUUGAAUACAUUGUAAACACCUUUAUUGGUGGUGAAAAUAAUGACUAGAGGCUUUUUUUUAGUUUUUCAUAUGUGUGUUAAUGUGGUUUGCUAAUCUCUUUAUCAAAUCAUCAAUUCCCUUAUUUAAAAAAUAAAUAAAAUCUUACUAAAAAAAAUUCUAAAAAAAUGUUAAAAAUUGUUACCUUUGCCUAGAUAUACAUAGAUGUGUUGUUGUAAAACGUUUACAUGUAUAUCCAAAUUUAUUUCAAGCUUUGUUCACUAGAAGUAUACAAAAAGUUUCAUAGUUUAUGUGGGGAAAUUCAGUAAGAUAAGAAUCAGGAAGACUGGUCUGCUUCAUGAAAGAUUCUGUUGUUAUUUCAAAAUUCUUUACAGUUAGCAUCAUGUAUUUGUUUCCUUGACUGUGUUUUCAACUUAGAUAUUGGUUAAAGUUCAGUCAUAAAUAUUAUGAAAAUAUGACUCGUAAGAUGAUAUCACUUUACAUUUUACCCAGCAUAUUUAUGCUUGCAAAGUGCUGAAGCGUUGUGACUCUUUUCUAGAUCUUUUUAUUAGGUUUAAUCUGUAAUCAAAGAUUGUGUCAAGUAAAAGUUUCAUUUUGAAGUGAUCUUGCUGUUGAAUUUGCAUGGCUGAAGGAAAGCUGUUAAACUCCUUUUCAAAAUAUUCUGCAUUUUAUCUGCAUAGAAUUUUCAUUCUUAACUUGUCUCCCAUUUAAUUUUGCAACUUUCUUAAACAUUUUAUAUUGAAUUGCUUUGUAUUAUAAUUGUUAAAGUUUGAUAUUGUGUACAGAACUGGUUUGUUUUUAUUUCUUCUGUAAUUGUUGCUGUUGCCAUUUUGUUUUAUUUAUUUUUGUUGUUUUUCUGCAUUUUGAUCAUUUUCCUAUAUCCUACAUCCAUUGUUGUGUUCAUAUCUCUCAUAUUCAUUAUUUGUUUUCUAAGGUCAGAAAGUCAAGUAAUGUGAUAGUCAUGGUAUUCGUGUCAGCGUUGUCCAAAAACUAGGCCAUAACACGAAAAAAAAGCAUUGAAGACAUUGUAAUGAAACUUGGCAUACGUGUUGCAAGAAACUUGGUAUACAUGUAUAGUCAUGGUGUUAGUGCUAGCAUUGUCCAAAAACUAGGCCAUAACACGAAAAAAAAAGCAUUGAAGACAUUGUAAUGAAACUUGGCAUACGUGUUGCAAGAAACUUGGUAUAGAUGUUGCAAGAAACUUGGUAAACAUGAUACAAGAAACUUGAUAUAGAUGUUGCAAGAAACUUGGUAUACAUGUAUAUUCAUGGUGUUAGUGCUAGCGUUGUCCAAAAACUAGGCCAUUACUCGAAAAAAAGCAUUGAAAACAUUGUAAUGAAACUUGGUAUACAUGUUGCAAGAAACUUGGUAUAGAUGUUGCAAGAAACUUGGUAUACAUGUUGCAAGAAACUUGGUAUAGAUGUUGCAAGAAACUUGGUAUAGAUGUUGCAAAAUACGAUAUGCUCAUGUUAAGCAAACAACUGCUGUAAUCAUUGUAUUGUGAUGUCCCUUGAUAGACUGGAAACAAAAUAGACGGCGCUCAUGUUUAAUAUUGAGUUUUGAAAGGCUUUGGUUUGUAAUUGGAUAUUUUGGCAAGUUCUGUAGUAUAUAAAUAUAUACUUUUGUCUGAGGGUUGUUGUUUAAAAGUUGUUUUAUGGGCUUAGCUUGAGUUCUCAUUUAACAUUGCAUGAAAGGGUUGCUAGUUUAAAUGCACAUAAGACUAUUGCUUGUUUAAAUGCUAAUUUGUUGAAUUUGUCCUAAAGGAUAUUGUGCAUUUUGAUAUUAUGUAUACCCAUGUAUGUCUUUAAAACGAUGAUUCUAAAGAUUUUGUAAAACAUUAUUCUUUCAGUAUUUCCAUUUUUGAAACUGUGAAAUCAUUUUUUUUUACUUUUUCUUAGCAUGUCAUGAAUGCUUCUAGUGAUCAAGUUUGCUCAGAAAAGUAAUAAAGAGACCAAUACCUGUGGCCAAUACAGUCAGUCAUGAAAUGUUUGGCCGUCAGAACAAAUUGUAUUAGGGAAAUACAUUAUUACAGUCGAAAUUAAUGUGGUGUUCCGAAAGUUAAUUGUUAGCUCCCACACUUCUGAAUAUGAACUCCCUACCAAAUGUCAUUUCUUACCUUGUUUGGAAUUUGAACACUUUGAAAUGUCCUGGUUUUACUCCUACAUGUAACUGUGCACAUGCGCUGUAAAUUUGGACAAAUAAAAUUGUUAGUCAUGACAUCGCUGUAAGUAGACUAGUAAGAGUUCCGCCAUUUUGUGUCCAUUUUCAGUUUUUGGAUUGAUCUUCAGCUUAAUAAUGGUAGUAUUAUAUUUUUGUAGAUGAACAUCUCUGAAUUUCAAAUGCAUGCAAGAUCUGUCUAUAACUUUGUUCCACCAUAGGAUUUUUGGUCCAAGGUCUCCAAAAAAUGUCACUUUUGUUCUUGGAAUAAAUUGAAAUCUCAAAAUUGUAAAUAUAUAAUUUUCGCCAAGAAAUUUGCUUUUGCCAAUAGUCCUGUGAUGUGACAUAAUUAUAGGAACCAAAUUGAUAAGCACUACCGUAGUUGAAUACCAGUCUAUAUAUAUGAAUAAUGUUGUGAGUAAAAGAAUACCAGUCUAUUUAUAUAUAGAAACUGUGUUGACUGAAAGAAUGAGUGUAUUUUCCAUCCAAUGUGAUACUAUUUAUUGUGCAUACUAAUGUCUCGUUAAUAUAACCCCACAGGGAUCAGAUGCAAAAAAAUGUAUAAAAAUAAACCAAGAAAACUA
Messenger RNA from Mya arenaria, 11402 nucleotides. RefSeq names its product protein strawberry notch homolog 1-like. Gene Ontology annotation, molecular function: histone binding; chromatin DNA binding. Gene Ontology annotation, cellular component: nucleus. The transcript is spliced from 29 exons. The coding region runs from base 46 to 5025 and encodes 1659 amino acids. Gene Ontology annotation, biological process: regulation of DNA-templated transcription. The record is from RefSeq and is a predicted model, not a curated record. Lineage: Eukaryota; Metazoa; Mollusca; Bivalvia; Myida; Myidae.